Molecule: messenger RNA, 1239 nt
Organism: Saxophila tyrrhenica
Lineage: Eukaryota; Fungi; Ascomycota; Dothideomycetes; Mycosphaerellales; Extremaceae
Gene: hob1
Product: BAR adaptor protein Hob1
Exons: 2
Coding region: 1-1239 (412 amino acids)
Biological process (GO): plasma membrane tubulation; actin cortical patch localization; endocytosis
Cellular component (GO): mating projection tip; Rvs161p-Rvs167p complex; medial cortex
Molecular function (GO): lipid binding; protein binding
Source: RefSeq, a predicted model, not a curated record
AUGGGCGACAUCACCAAAGACCCCAUCUUCAUCGACGCCGAACGCCGCUUCGCAGACCUCGAGAAUGAAACGAAGAAGCUGCAUGAUGAGAGUACGAAAUACUUCCAAGCCAUUAACGGCAUGCUGGACCACCAGAUCGAGUUUGCCAAAGCGACGGAAGAGCUGUACAAGCCCAUCUCCGGCCGGGCGAGUGAUCCGAAUUCGUAUGUGGACGAGGUGGGGAAUGCGGAAGGGAUACGGGCGUGUGAGGAGUACCAGGUGAUUGUGCAGGAGUUGAAAGCGAGUCUGGCGCCAGAGCUGGAGUUGAUCCAGACGCGGAUCGUACAACCAGCGGAAGAAUUGAUGGGCAUCGUGAAGAACGUGCGGAAAAUGAUCACCAAACGCGACCACAAACAACUCGACUACGACGCCACGAAGAACAAGAUGCAGAAACUGCAAGCCAAACCCGACAAGACCGCCAAAGACGAAAAAGCCAUCUGGGAGACCGAGAACAAACUCGAAGAAACGACCUACGAAUACAACGCCUUCAACGAUCUCCUCAAAGAAGAACUGCUGCGCUUGUUCCAGCUGGAAAAGGAGUUUAUUCUGCCCCUGUUCCAAAGCUUCUACUACAUGCAGCUCAACGUCUUCUACACGCUCCACGACAAGAUGCAGAAUAUCGACAUCGGCUACUUCGACCUCACACUAGAUAUCGAGGACGCCUUUGAACGGAAGCGCGGCGAUAUCCAGCAGCAGGCCGAGAGCAUCAGUAUCGUCAAGUUCAAAACUACAGGGCAAAGGAAGCCGUUGAAGUUCCAGCAGAGGUUGGGGAUUACGAACGGGCCGCCUGGACGCUCCAACUCCACCUCCUCCGCCGGCUCUUCCGUCCCCCCAAAUCGUAGGAUAACGCACGACUCCUACGACACCUCCUCCUCCUCCGCCGCCCCGCCCCCCUACGAAGCCAACGGCGACCUCGGCCGCUCCGCCAGCACCGGCAGCAACUGGACCUCGGCCGCCAAAGGCAAAGCGGCGCCUCCUCCCCCAAAGCCUAAACCAGGCAGGUUAAGCGCGAAUCCGGCGGUGGAAACGGUGACGGCGCUGUAUGAUUACGAGGCGCAGGCGGAGGGGGACUUGAGUUUUAGCGCGGGCGAUACGAUUGAGGUUGUGUCAAGGACGGAGAAUGCUAAUGAGUGGUGGAAUGGACGGGUGGGGGGGAGGAGUGGGCAGUUUCCCGGCAACUACGUGCAGCUGAACUCGUAG